UGUUUCCACGGGACUAACGAGCGAUAAAUUCAACAAGUCGAGUCAUUACCUUUCACGCGGACAUGUCGCUCUUACAGCCGCGGCCGGUGCAACUGUCCGCCGCCUCCCUGGCGGUGGUGUUCGGACCGGACGACGAGAGCCAAAACCGGCUUCACCACAACCGCCGCAGCGGCACCGCCACCGGGCUGGAGGUGUUCGCGGACUUUAAGGCGCAAAACCUGCGCAGCUUUUGGAAUAAAAGACUCGUCCGGGCCAUGGGAGACGUGAACUUCCAGGGCUGGAUGGAGAACCUGGUGCUUCUCGUCCAGGGGAGCGUCGGCAGCUUGGAGGUGCUGAGGGAAGCCUGGAUGCGGAGAGCCCUCAAGUCCGCCACCGGCUUGGUCAUCAGAGCUGUGGGUGACCUGUCCCCGUUGCAGAUAUCGCCUGUUCCCCAGUCUCAGUUCAUUCCCUUAGCAGAAGUAUUGUGCUCUGUGAUCUCAGAUAUGAACUCAUCUCAAAUCACUGUCAACCAGGAGGCUCUUGUAAAUUACAUGAGCAAAGCAUAUCCAGGAAUAACCAUCCCCACUCAGGAUAUCCUCUACAGUACUUUAGGUACUCUGAUCAAGGAGCGCAAAAUUUAUCACACGGGCGAGGGCUACUUCAUUGUUACACCUCAGACUUAUUUCAUCACCAACAACAUGGCUCAAGAGAAGAGCUUGUGGACUUCAGGGUCAACCGAUGACCCUCCAUCCCCUCCUCCUAUUACUUAUCUUUUGAGCAAUAUCUGCGUAGAGGGCACUCAGACAACCCCGGCGGCACACUGCAAGUCUUGCAGCUGCUUCAACCCAACAUCCAGCAAUGUCACCACAGCUAAUGUAACUUCAACCCUUCCUCCGUCCACCGUGCCAGAUCAGCAUUCUGUCUCCGUUUCUGUGAGUGAGUGCACAGGCAAGAGCUCAAAGUGGCCUCGGCCAUCAGAUCACAAACCCUCAGUGCAGCAUCAGUCUACUUCCACAGCAGUCGAUUGCCAGGUUAGUGAAAUCAGCAAAACAAUUGGAACUACCAACGCUGCUAACCGCAAAGAGAAGGACAACAAACCGGCAAGGAAGUUUGGUCUCAGUUUGUUCCGGAGAAACGGAGGUAAAAAGGAGAAGCCAAAGAAGGAGUAUGCUUCUUUCUCCGGGCAGUUCCCUCCUGAGGAGUGGCCUGUCAGAGAUGAGGAUGACCUAAACAACUUACCCCGUGACCUGGAGCAUGCCAUCAUCAAGCGCAUCAACCCAGAAUUGACUGUUGACAACCUGACCCGCCACACAGUUCUAAUGAAGAAGAUGGACGAGAGACGGGAGAAGGCUAUGGACAAAGUAGUGGACAGAGACGACAAAGGAGUAGACAAGGGAAUGUCGACUGAGAUCGUUGUAAGUUCAAAACCGAGGCAUCAUCACUCUUCUAAGUCAGGGAAAAGAUCUACUCAGAGAAACCCUCGUAGCAAGCGAAGGGUCCACUCCUCCAGAGAAAAGCAUCGGGAGAAGAUGAAGAAUAAGGUCGCUUUAUGUACAAAUAGCUAUCCAGAGGCGGAGGAUUUGAUCCCCACCCGGCUGCGAGUGGAAGUCCCAAUCGAUGAACCUGGUAAAGUGGAUGAUAGUUCAUACCUUUACAAGAAACGCAUUGAAAACCCUUUUCAGAUUCAUCCAGAACCAUCAGAGCCUGGGAUUUCUCUCGCCAUCAAUCGUGAGAAUCGAAGACGCGAGCCAAAGGACGGCAGAUUAACGGGGAGGAAGGAACGAAAUCAUCGCUCCAAAUCGUGGGACGCGCAUCAGGCCAAGCUGACGGUAGCAGGUGACAAGCAUUCAGGAACAUCUCCUACUUCUGAGGACAAAUAUGAUCAGGGGAGGGAUUUUAAUUCGGCUCAUCUGCUGCAGUCCCACUUGCCGCUAGACUAUAGCUCAGCGUAUCCACAGAGCUGCACGAUUCGGCUUGAUGACAAGAUCCGACAUCAGAGGGAGGGAAACUUGAAAGACAACCAGGUUUUAGAUAUUGGACUUUCAAACACACAACCCUUCGAUGCUACACUCCCCAAACCUCUUAUAAACCACUCUUUGGAAGCAACUGUGGCCUGGACCAAGUCCUCUUUACAGCGAAAGCAUUCCCUCAGACUAACGACACAGCAAAAGGAUGAUAUUCCAAGGUCUGAUGAGCUUUCUCUUCACCGUCGUACUUGUGAAAACACAACCACUGCGGAGCUAAAAGACAUUAGAACCAUCACUGUCAAUAGAGAGCCAGCAGUUGAAAACCGUCUAUCAGAAACAAACACCGAUGGCUUUAGAGAGGAUGACGACAGACUCUACCAGAGAAUAGACCAGAAGAAGGAUGAAGAUACCUGCAGCUCUCUGUGUUUGAAUGAGGACGAUAUUUUUGAAGCUACAAAUGUGUACUGCUCUAGCAUGUCAGAACAACAAAACCCCCAAUUAGCUUACCACAAAUAUGAGUGUCAGGGAUCAGAUGGUCACUAUUAUGAUUCACCCUUUCACCAUCAACAAGCCGCCUCAGUACAUGGUUCAAAGGAAGUUUCUCUACCUGGGGAGACCAUGUGGAGACGUCAGUAUCAUCAGCAGAGUACUGUAUCAGCAGGGGCUCAAAAGGAAAGCAGCUUGAGGAAAGAAUCAUGUGUUCUCGAUGGAUUACACAAGCCCAUCCUUGAUUUGGACUGUCCUGAACCACCUGAGGUCGUAGACAGCAGCAUCUUUGACUACUGCCAGACAAGUGAGAUCGAAUCAGAUGCAGAGACCGUCCGUAAGUCCACUGAUGAGGGCGAUGGUGAAUCGGUUAACUGGGCGGCAGAAGCAGAAGAAGUGGAGGAUGACUUUCACAAAAGGGGACUUCCUGUGACUGCAGGAGCGAGUCCGAGUGCCCCUGGAGGGGCGGAAACUGGAGAACUGGUGGAGAACCAGAGCAUCACUGGAGACAGUGGUAUAGAUUCGCCACGUACCCGGGUCAGUCUGUCCUCCAGUAACACCGUCAUCCUGGAGGGUCUGAAGAGAAGAGGGUUCCUGCAGAACCUGGAGAAGCUGCACUCAAAAAGCAACACCAUUCGACCUCAGAGCUCGCUGCUGCAACUCACUCCUGUCAUGAACGUCUAGAAGUGGUUUCCCCCGCAACUUACUGAUAGUUUUUUGUCAUCUCAAAGUCUAUGCAAUUUCCUCAUGAGCAAUAAUCAAUACAACUGGUUUGUACAGACGUUGCAUGUACAUUUGUCUUUAUUGUAAAUAAAGGAUGUCAGUUUGUGGACGUAGGUAACACUUAUCGGGGUUAAAAUGUAC
Messenger RNA from Nerophis lumbriciformis (worm pipefish), 3296 nucleotides. RefSeq names its product storkhead box 1 (gene stox1). Gene Ontology annotation, cellular component: cytoplasm; nucleus. The record is from RefSeq and is a predicted model, not a curated record. NCBI's taxonomy places the organism in Eukaryota, Metazoa, Chordata, Actinopteri, Syngnathiformes, Syngnathidae. Gene Ontology annotation, molecular function: RNA polymerase II transcription regulatory region sequence-specific DNA binding. Gene Ontology annotation, biological process: regulation of transcription by RNA polymerase II.